Messenger RNA from Gekko japonicus, 908 nucleotides. It is a transcript of the gene TEKT1, whose product is annotated as tektin 1. Gene Ontology annotation, biological process: cilium assembly; cilium movement involved in cell motility. The record is from RefSeq and is a predicted model, not a curated record. The transcript has 5 exons. NCBI's taxonomy places the organism in Eukaryota, Metazoa, Chordata, Lepidosauria, Squamata, Gekkonidae. Bases 1 to 906 code for a protein of 301 amino acids. Gene Ontology annotation, cellular component: microtubule cytoskeleton; nucleus.
AUGGCCAAGCUGCUGCAAGUGCCCCCCAAGUUCCUCCCCCCAGAAUGGCACAUUGCCAACAAGCACCAGUACUCCGGUGCUGAGGCCCAGCGAUCUCGCUCGGAGCGCCUUGUGGACGAGAGCCAGCGGCUGGUGGAUGAAAUUGAAAGGACAACAGAGAAGACCCAAAGCGAUGUGAACAAGAGGAUAGAGCAGAGACUUGAGGAGAUCAAAUUCUGGAAGCAGCAGCUAGGUGACAAACUUGACCAGAUUGUGAAGGAGACAGAGGUGCUUCUGACGUUUGGGAGUCGGCUGGAGAAGGCCUUGGAGAGCUGCAGAGAGCCGCUCUUCAUCGUACAGGAAUGUCUCCUAAACCGGCUAAAUCGCUCUGCCAAAUACAACCUGGAAAUGGAUCUGAAGGACAAGUUCACUGCAUUGACCAUUGACAACUACUGCUCCAGCCUGAACAACAACACACCGAAUAUUCGAUACGCCCAGAAUGUCGUUUCGGUGGAUGACAGCUCAGUGAGCCCCCAGGAGUGGGUGGAAUUCUCAAAUGUGAAUGUCGAAAAGGCAGACAAGCAACGGAACAAUUCCUUGGCGCUCCGUGCCUUGAUCGACAGUAUCCUGUCCCAGACGGCGGGCGACAUGCGCAAACAGAACAAGACAGUCAACAUCGCUUUCCAGAACAGGGUGAAGGAGACGAAGGAUGCGAAGGCCAAGCUGGAAACGCACCUGGCAAAGGUGAGCACCAGACUAGCAAGCAGGUUGACGGAAACACUGGCUCAGGCGGAAGCAGAGCUGAAGGGGCUGAACCGGCGACAGCUCUCUCUGGAGGAGGAGAUCCAGGUCAAAGCGAACACCCUCUACAUUGAUGAAGUGCUUUGCAUGCAGAUGAGGGAGUCCAUCUCCAUCAACAACUUCUAACG